UUGGAAAGGACAGUACAUCCCACGCAGUGGAAAGAGUGCAUCAUUACGAUUUUCAUCAUCUUGUCUGCGUACUCUCCGGCACUAUGAAAAUGCACACGCGUAAAGAAGAAGCCCGCUGAGGACGAAUUUAUUUGGAAACAAACUUUUGGAAUUUCCUGCAAUUUUGGGACCGCUGCCAAUUCUUAACUUAAUCUUGUCCGUAGGCUGUCAGUUGUUUUAACACUUCAACAUCAGACAGAAUGUACUGCCACAACCUGGUCCUUUUUGUAUUUAUGUAUUCCCUCACGCUACUGAUGAUGAUGUGCCUGCCACCAGCCUCAGCGCAGAAGUCGAAUGGUCCUCGGUGGCUUAUAGGGGACAGAGAGAGCCCAUGUUCCCCUCCGUGCUCCAGGAGUCACGGCAAGCCUGUGUGUGGGUCAGACGGACGCAAUUAUGAUACCAACUGUGACCUGGAGAGGGCGAAAUGCAAGGACCACACACUCACCCUGGCCAACAGGGGCAGAUGCAAAGGUAAAAACUGGAUGAGGACAGAUCAGCCUCUUCCUGCGCCCACACUUGUUUCAGAGGUCAAAGAGCUGACAGAAGCAGGCCAGACGAAAUGCCGGACUGAGAGGAUUCAGGCUCUGGAACAGGCCAAGAGGCCACAGGAAUCAAUUUUUAUCCCAGAAUGCAAUGACGAUGGAACAUUUGCCCAGGUCCAAUGUCACACCCUCACAGGAUACUGCUGGUGCGUGACGACAGAUGGCAAGCCAGUCAGCGGCUCUUCUGUCCAGAACAAAACGCCAGUGUGUUCAGGAAACUUCCGUGAAUUUAUGGGAACUCAUGCUGGGACAAGUGGAUUGUCAGGAACCGAUAAGCCACCAGGACCUCCUAGCUCUGGCAGAAAAGUCUCUUUCCGUUUCUUUCUCACCCUCAAUCCAGAUGAUGGCUCCAAGCCCACACCAACCAUGGAGACGCAUGUUGUCCCAGAAGGUGAGGAGAUUACAGCUCCGACGUUGUGGAUUAAGCAGCUGGUGUACAAAGAGAACAAACAGAACAGUUCAAACAGUAGGAAGUCAGAGAAAGUUCCCUCUUGUGACCAGGAGAGGCAGACCGCUCAAGAUGAGGCUCGGCAGAACCCGCGGGAAGCCAUCUUCAUCCCUGACUGUGGCCUGCAGGGCCUCUACAAGCCGGUCCAGUGCCACCAGUCCACUGGUUACUGCUGGUGUGUGCUGGUGGACACUGGGAGACCCAUACCUGGAACCUCUGCAAGGUAUAAGAAACCAGAAUGUGACAGUGCGGCUCGUUCUCGAGACUCAGAAAUGGAAGAUCCUUUUAGAGACAGAGAUCUGACGGGAUGUCCAGAGGGAAAGAAAGUGGAAUUCAUAACCAGCCUGUUGGAUGCCCUUACUACUGACAUGGUGCAGGCUAUCAACUCACCAACCCCCUCUGGUGGUGGGAGGUUUGUUGAGCCUGACCCAAGCCACACACUGGAGGAACGGGUGGUUCAUUGGUACUUUGCCCAGCUGGAUAAUAACGACAGUCACAAUAUCAACAAGAAGGAGAUGAAGCCCUUCAAGCGCUAUGUGAAGAAGAAAGCCAAACCUAAACGAUGCGCCCGCAAGUUCACCGACUACUGCGACCUUAACAAGGACAAGACCAUCUCCCUUCAAGAACUCAAAGGAUGCCUAGGAGUCAAUAAAGAGGGUAGCACUACAAGCAGCAGUCAGGGGACAAGUAGGUCGUCUGGUCUGAAGACGGAAAGUUCCAGAAGAUGAGGCAGUAGCACAAAGCACAGUGGGAAGGCAUCUGUUCACUGCUGGAAGAGUACAACGAAGGUUUCUGAGAAAUUAUUAAGAGGUUCCUUAAAAAAAAAAAAAGAUGAAAACGAUAUCAUGGAGCCAAAAUAUUUGCACUUUCUCCUCCCAUUUUUAGACAUUUUAUUAUGUCCUUUGUGUUUGUGUAAACGUCUUAUUAAUAUGACUAUACUAUGUCCUAUGAUAUGAGAACACAGACUGUAAGUGUGAAUGAUUACUUGCUUCCUUCCACAUUUUUAGCACAUCCACGCUAAAUCCAGACAGUAUUAUAGUUGUGUUUGAAUGAGACAUUUUUGAAUGUCAUUUAAAAAAAAAACAUGCAUUCUGUUUUGAAAUUAGCUUGUCUUUAAAUGCCUCUUCUUCGGUUUGCUUUUGUUUUUGAUAAUGUCCACUCAACCAGUAUGUUUGCUCAUUUGUUCACCUUGGCAACGGAUCUAAUGGAGCAUUGAUAGUGAAAAAGAAAUGGAGCGAAAUCGUUUCUGUCAACAGACAUUAGCUACGGUCUCUCAGACCUGCACCUAAGGACACUAGUAAUGCACACAUAACCAUCGCCUGAGAAUUAGCAGUAAGUUCCACGUGGUUUGUUCAGAAGUCAGAGGUCAAAAACACUAUCACGCAAAAUUAGUAUGGUAAAUGUCACGAAACACUUAGCUUUACUAUCUUCAAGUGGAUUAUUCAGUAAGUACAUGGCGUGUCUCACAUAGUGUUCUGUUGUUGCUGUUGUUUUUUCGUAAUGCCUUUAUCAAAUCUUGAACCUUAAAAUGACAAAUAGUGCAGUAACAAUUAGUGUUGUAAGUGCUGUAGACUGAUGUGUGCACAGAACUAAUCUAAUUUAGAAGUGCUUUUCAUAAGAAAUACUUCUUUCCAUACAUCAAUUCUUCCCGAGCAGGGUAUUUGCAUACACUUUUUGGACAUGUACUAUGGUAUUCUUUGAGGUACCUGGGAGUGACAUGUAAAUAGCAUGGUAAUCAUUCAGUGCCACUGUAUUUUACCAUGGUAUUACCACAAUGAUGUUGUUGUUUUUUUUGUAGGAUUCCAUUUUCUUCUCUGGGUAGAAAAGGAUUGUGUAUAUCAGAAGGUUUGUGUAGGUCUUACAAUAAUUCAGUGUAAAAAAAAUAUAUAUUUUUUUCUCUGAGCUUAUGUCCUGUCUGGUGUGAUUUAUUGUUAAGCAUCUGUGUUAGCUGGAGUGUGUUCAAUAGCAAUGAUUUGUUUCUCAGCAAAGGUAAUCAACUAUAGUUAUGUUGCAGGAAUGACUAUGAGAAAAGGGUAAUUGAUUUACAUUUAUUGAUUGUUUUAACAUUGUAAUUAAAGUUAACUUCUGUGUCAUCAUUGACUGGGCUUUGAUAAUGGUACUUUCUUGUUGAUUCCAAAAGUGGAACUUCCAAACUCUUGCAAGAAAACAAGAAAAUUGUAGAUAUAAAUAAAUUUACCCCUUAUUUUGAUGACUAUACAUUUCCACUUUAGGAAAUAUUUGUUUUGUGGCUCUUUACGUUUGGUCCCCCCCCCCCUUCAUGUAUGUAUAUGUGCGAGUGUUUUAUCUUUCUGCGUGUGUGUUUUUGCUUUUCGACAUGUACUUGGAAGCCAUUACUUUGGCUUAAAAAUUGAAUUAGUCAAGUUGUAAAUAUUUAUCAUAUGUGCUUUUUUGUUUUGUUUUGUUUGUUUUUUCUUCAAUUCACUCUUAAGACUUCAAUUAGAUUAGAUCGUAGAUUAAAUUGUUAGUAGGCAGUACAAAUCAUAGAAAAAUGUAUAUAUUUUUCUUUUUUUUCUGUUCAUCCCAAUGUAAAAAUGAGAGUCAGUGACAAUACACAAAAGAAAAAAAAUCUGUCUACUUGUUUUUCUAACAUUUUCUGAUUAUCUGCAUCAUCAUAAUGUAGAAAUGGCAGCGAGUGACAAUACACACAUGCAAAAUC
This is a messenger RNA of Sinocyclocheilus grahami, 3706 nucleotides long. It is a transcript of the gene smoc1, whose product is annotated as SPARC related modular calcium binding 1. The record is from RefSeq and is a predicted model, not a curated record. Gene Ontology annotation, molecular function: calcium ion binding; heparin binding; extracellular matrix binding. The transcript has 15 exons. Bases 240 to 1757 code for a protein of 505 amino acids. Lineage: Eukaryota; Metazoa; Chordata; Actinopteri; Cypriniformes; Cyprinidae. Gene Ontology annotation, biological process: extracellular matrix organization. Gene Ontology annotation, cellular component: basement membrane.